Messenger RNA from Lizanozyma spartinae, 999 nucleotides. RefSeq lists its product as uncharacterized. The transcript has a single exon. The record is from RefSeq and is a predicted model, not a curated record. NCBI's taxonomy places the organism in Eukaryota, Fungi, Ascomycota, Pichiomycetes, Serinales, Debaryomycetaceae. Bases 1 to 999 code for a protein of 332 amino acids.
AUGACUAUCAGACCUGCAACCCACGCAGGUACAUGGUAUACUUCGAGUAGCCAUAAGCUUAUGGCCCAAUUGAAGACUCUAUUUGAACAGACUCUGGUUCGUCCUACCACUGGAAAUCGGGUACUUCUAGGACCUCACGCUGGGUACACCUAUUCGGGUGAACGGUUAGCAGAGACAUUUGCUGUAUGGGAUACCACCAAGGUCAAACGGAUCUUCUUAUUGGGACCAUCUCAUCAUGUUUAUUUCAAUAAUAAGGUAUUGGUAUCCAAAUACGAUGGAUAUGAAACUCCUAUGGGGGUCUUGCCUGUAGAUACCGAGACUGUAAAGACCCUAAUCAACAAGGUAUCUUCACUGGGAAGACAUAUCUUCAAAUAUAUGAGUGAAGAGGUUGAUGAUGAUGAACAUCUGUUUGAGAUGCAUGCACCCUUCAUCUAUUAUAGUAGCAAAGAGUUGCCUCAAGGGAUACCCAAGAUUAUUCCUAUUUUGAUCAGUGGGAUGGAUGAUAAGUUGAAUUUGGAGUUGGCCACUGCCUUAGCACCGUAUUUGGAAGCUGAAGAGAAUCAUUUCAUUAUCAGUUCGGAUUUUUGUCAUUGGGGUUCAAGAUUUGGGUACACCAAGUACUUACACAAGGAGCCAAAGAAGAGUGACGAUAUUAUUCCUUCAGAGUUAAGCUCUCUAAGUAACGUACAUGCCUCCUAUGACAAGUAUGGAUCAAGUUCAAAGUCAAAAACAAUGCCAAUACAUACAUCGAUCGAGCUUCUUGAUAGAACAGGAAUGAAUGUGGCUCUGACGGGAUCUUAUAUCAAAUGGAAACGGUACAUUGACGUCACGGGGAACACCAUAUGCGGACAACUGCCAAUUGGUGUUAUACUUCGAAUGUUAGAAGUGGGAGAUGUAGACCUGACAUUUGAAUGGAUUGGAUACUCUCAAAGUAAUUCAGUCACAAGACCGUCUGAAAGCAGUGUUUCUUAUGCUUCUGGAUACAUCACAAUAGAGUGA